Molecule: messenger RNA, 9264 nt
Organism: Manis javanica (Malayan pangolin)
Lineage: Eukaryota; Metazoa; Chordata; Mammalia; Pholidota; Manidae
Source: RefSeq, a predicted model, not a curated record
UGACUUCUUUAUGGGAGUAAAAGGAAGCUAAAUUAUGAAAUAUCUGUUAUUCUGAAUGUUAUAGUCUACCUAGGAUUCAAAGGUCUAAACUAAAAGGUCUAAAUAUUAUUUUAAAAGGCAAAGUUGUUCUAACAUGACAAAACAAAAACAGAAAAUCUACCAGCCACCUUUUCAACUGAAACCCAAAGAAUUCAUAAGAGAAAUGGAGCAAAUUAGAAGAACGAUCAUCUAAAAAACUGCCAUUGGUGAAGUGAUGAAGAACAUUUACUGGGUUAUUCUGAAACUUGUCAAUUUUGCAACUCUUGGCUGCUUAUGGAUUUCUGUGGUACAGUGUACAGUUUUAAACAUCUGUCUUAAGUCAUGUGUAACUAACCUGGGCAGGCAGCGUGACAGUGGAACACCAUACAAUCUGAGUGAACCGUGCAUCCAAGGAUGUCAUUUUUGGGAUCCUGUAGAUCAGGAAAACUGUGCUUCAAAGUGUAAUGAUACCUAUGCCACUGUUUGUGAGCUGAAGCUCAGCAGCAGCAGCAGAACAAAGGCUGCGCUGGCCGGCGGGCUGGCUUCUCAGCAGCGGGAAUCCUGCGAGGUGGGCUGCCGCAGCGCUGAAGGUGCCUAUGAAGAGGAAGUGCUGGAAAAUGCAGGUCUCCCCACUGCACCCUUUGCUUCUUCCAUUGGAAGCCAUGGUGUGACAUUACGAUGGAAGGCUGCCAACGUCUCUGGAGUAAAGUACAUCAUUCAGUGGAAAUAUGCACGGCUUCCUGGAAGCUGGACAUACACUGAGGCCGUGUCCAAGCUCUCAUAUGUGGUAGAGCCCCUGCAUCCUUUCACGGAAUAUAAUUUUCGAGUGGUCUGGAUCUUCACAGCUCAGCUGCAACUGCAUUCUUCCCCAGGUCCCAGUUACAGGACUCAUCCCUAUGGAGUUCCUGAAACUGCUCCUUUCAUUAGAAAUAUCGAGAGCUCAAGUCCCGACACAGUGGAAGUCAGUUGGGAUCCACCCCAAUUCCCAGGUGGACCUAUUUUGGGUUAUAACUUAAGGCUAAUCAGCAAAAAUCAAAAAUUAGAUUCAGGGACACAGAGAACCAGUUUCCAGUUUUACUCCACUCUGCCGAACACCACCUACAGGUUUUCUAUUGCAGCAGUAAAUGAAGCUGGUGAGGGGCUGGAAGCAGAAUCUAGUAUUACCACUUCAUCCCCAGCAGUUCAAGAAGAGGAAAAAUGGCUCUUUUUAUCCAGAAAAACUUCUCUAAGAAAGAGAUCUUUAAAACAUUUAGUAGACGAAGCACAGUGCCUUCAGUCAGAUGCUAUACACCAUAAUAUUACAGGAAUAUCAGUUGAUGUCCACCAGCAAGUUAUUUAUUUUUCUGAACUCUUAUAUGGGGUCAAGGAGGUUGCUAACAUGUCUAAUAUGUCUGGUCUAAGAAUUUUUUACAGAGGUUCAGGAUUAAUUUCUUCCAUCUCCAUAGACUGGCUUUAUCAGAGAAUGUAUUUCAUCAUGGAUGGACUGGUAUGUCUCUGUGAUUUAGAGAACUGCUCAAACAUUGAGGAAAUUACUACUCCCUCAAUUAUUGCACCCUGAAUAGUUGUGGCUGACUCAUACAAUGGGUAUGUCUUCUACCUCCUGAGAGACGGCAUUUACAGAGUAGAUCUCCCUGUGACGUCUGGUUGGGACUCAGCAGCCAGCCGUAUUGUGGAGAGCUGCACAUUACAGGACUUUGUAGUAAAGCCACAGUCCAAGCGAAUCAUUUACUUCAAUGAUACCACCCGAGUCUUCAUGUCAACAUUUCUGGAUGGCUCUGCUUCCCAUUGUGUCCUGGCUCAGGUCCCCUUUGCUGAUGUGAAGAGCUUUGCUUGUGAGAACAAUGACUUCCUUGUCACAGAUGGAAAGGCCAUCUUCCAACAGGACUCUUCCUCAUUUAAUGAGUUCAUUGUGGGAUGUGACCUGAGCCACAUAGAAGAAUUUGGGUUUGAUAACAUGGUCAUCUCUGGCUCCUACACGCAGCCACACCCCCUGCCAGGCUGCCUGCAGCAGCUCUCUGUGCUGUUUGGCUCCCACCAGGCCCUCGUUCAGUGGAAGCCACCUGCCCUCGCCAUAGGAGCCAGCCCUUCUGCUUGGCAAAACUGGUCUUAUGAGGUGGAAGUGUCAACCCAAGACUUUCCUGAAACCACUCAAGUUUUCCCUGACAUAAGUGGGACUUUGCUGAAUGUACCUGAGCUGCGGACUGCUAUGAAAUACAAGGUUUCUGUGAGAGCAAGUUCUCCCGCGGGGCCAGGCCCCUGGUCAGAGCCCUCAGUGGGCACCACCCUAGUCCCAGCUUUGGAACCACCAUUUAUCAUGGCUGUGAAAGAAGAUGGGCUUUGGAGUAAACCAUUAAAUAGCUUUGGGCUAGAAGAAUUCUUAUCCUCUGAUAUAGGAAAUGUGUCAGACAUGGAUUGGUAUAACAACAACCUCUACUACAGCGACAUGAAAGGUGAUGUUUAUGUGUGGCUGCUGAAUGGGACGGAUAUCUCAGAGAAUUACCGCAUACCCAACAUUGCAGGAGCAGGGGCUUUAGCUUUUGAGUGGCUGGGUCACUUUAUCUACUGGGCUGGAAAGACAUAUGUGAUACAAAGGCAGUCUGUAUUGACAGGACACACAGACAUUGUGACUCAUGUGAAGCUGUUGGUGAAUGACAUGGUGGUGGAUUCAGUUGGAGGAUAUCUCUAUUGGACCACAUUAUACUCAGUUGAAAGCACCACGCUAAAUGGGGAAAGUUCCCUUGUACUACAGGCACAGCCUUGGUUUUCUGGGAAAAAGGUUAUUGCUCUAACUUUAGACCUCAGUAAUGGGCUCCUGUAUUGGUUGGUCCAAGACAGUCAGUGUAUUCACCUGUACACAGCUGUUCUUCGGGGUCAGAGCAUUGGGGAUACUAACAUCACAGAAUUUGCAGCCUGGAGUAUUUCUGAAAUUUCCCAGAAUGCACUGAGGUACUAUAGUGGUUGACUCUUCUGGAUCAAUGGCUUUAGGAUUAUCACAGCUCAGGAAAUAGAUCAGAGAACCAGCGUCUCUGUUUUGGAACCUGCCAGAUUUAACCAGUUCACAAUUAUUCAGACAUCCCUCAAGCCUCUGCCAGGGAACUUUUCCUUUGCCCCUAAGGUUAUCCCAGAUUCCAUUCAAGAGUCUUCAUUUAGGAUUGAAGGAAAUGCCUCGAGUUUUCAAAUCCUGUGGAAUCCUUCCCCAGCAGUGGAGUGGGGUGUAAUUUUCUACAAUGUAGAAUUCAGUGCUCAUUCUAAGUUCCUGACUAGUGACCAACAGUCUUCACCUGUAUUUACUGUGGAAGGGCUGGAGCCUUAUGCCUUAUUUAAUCUCUCUGUCACUCCUUAUACAUACUGGGGAAAGGGACCCAAAACAUCUCUAUUACUUCGAGCACCUGAAACAGUUCCAUCAGCACCAGAGAACCCCAGAAUAUUUAUAUUACCAAGUGGAAAAUAUCACAAGAAUGAAGUUGUGGUGGAAUUUAGAUGGAAUAAGCCUAAGCAUGAAAAUGGUGUGUUAACACGACUCGAAAUUAUCUAUCAGAUAUACAAUCAAAGAGACACAAACAAAACAUUUGAUGACUGGAUUGCCGUCAGUGUCACUCCCUCACUGAUGUCUUUUCAACUUGAGGGCGUGAGUUCUGGGUACACUGUUGCUUUCCAGGUUCGAGUCUUUACAUCCAAAGGACCUGGACCAUUUUCUGACAUUGUAAAGUCCAAAACAUCAGAAAUCAACCCAUUUCCAUACCUCAUAACUCUUCUGGGCAACAAGAUUGUUUUGUUAAAUGUGGAUCAAAAUCAGGUUGUAUGGACAUUUUUAGCAGGAAGAGACAUCAAUGCCAUGGGCUACACAGCUGAUGAUGCAAUGGGGUAUUAUGUGCAAGGAGACUCACUCUGCCUUCUGAACAUGCACAACAGGUCCAGCUCUGAGAUUUUCCGAGAUGCUCUGAUUUUUGGUAUCAAAAUUAUUACAAUAGACUGGAUUUCAAGGCACCUGUACUUUGUGCUGACAGAAUCACAAAGUGGAAUGGAAAUAUUUGAUGUAGAUCUUGAACACAGGGUGAAAUAUGCCAGAAAGCUGAAGAUUUGCAAUAAAAAUUCAACAAUAAUUUCUUUUUCUGUAUAUCCUCUUUUAAGUCGCCUGUAUUGGACAGAAGUUUCAGAUUUUGGCUGUCAGAUGUUCUACUACAGUAUGAUCAACCAGACCUUGCAUCGCAUUCUUCAGCCCACAGCUACCAGACAUCCAGGUGUAAGGAGCCAAUGUUUUUGCAAUGUGACUGAAUUUGAGUUAAGUGGAGCAAUGACUAUUGAUACAUCUGACCUAAAGAAGCCGCUGAUAUUCUUUGUCAAAGGGCAAGAGAUCUGGGCCACAGAUCUGGAAGGAUGUCGAUGUUGGCAAGUUAGCAGGAUGCCUACUCUGCUUGAGAAAGCAUUUCUGUCUCUAGCUUCAGAUAUUGCAGAGCCAACUAUACUUAACGCCACUAACACCAGCCUCACCAUCAGAUUACCGCCUGCCAGGACAAAUCUCACGGGGUACGGCAUCACCAGCUCUACUCCAACGUACCUGGUUUAUUACAAAGAUGUUGAAGGAGGCAAAAACAGCUCUGAGUUGAAAUAUAGAAUGCUGGAAUUUCAGGAGAGUAUAGCCCUUAUUGAGGGUUUACAACCAUUUUCUACCUAUAUGAUACAAAUAGCUGUAAAGAAUUACUAUUCAGAUCCUUUGGAACAAUUACCUCUGGGAAAAGAGAUCUGGGGAAAAACUAAAAGUGGAGUACCAGAGGCAGUUCAGCUCAUUAACACAACCGUAUAUAGUCUCUCUAUAUCCUGGAGUGAGACUCAUAAGCCAAACGGACCUAAGGAGUCAGUGCGCUAUCAGCUGGCAAUCUCACAACUGGCCCUGAUUCCCGGGACUCCUCUAACACAAAAUGAAUAUCCAAAUGGAAGGCUCACUCUCCUCGUUACUAGACUGUCUGGUGGAAAACUAUACUUGUUAAAGGUUUUGGCCUGCCAUGCCAAGGAAAUGUGGUGUGCUGAGAGCCAUCCUGUCACUGUGGAAAUGUUUGACACCCCAGAGAAACCUUACGUGUUGGUUCCAGAGAACACUAGUUUGCAAUUCGAUUGGAAGGCUCCAUCUAACGCUAAGCUCAUUAGAUUUUGGUUUGAGCUCCAGAAGUGGAAGUACAAUGACUUUUACCAUGUUAAAGCAUCAUGCAGCCAAGGUCCUACUUAUGUCUGUAACAUCACAGAUCUACAGCCUUAUACUUCCUAUAAUGUUUGAGUAGUAGUGGUUUAUAGGACAGGAGAAAAUAGUACAUCCCUUCCAGAAAGCUUUAAGACAAAAGCUGGGGUUCCAAGUAAACCAGGCAUUCCAAAAUUAUUAGAAGGGAGCAAAAAUUUAAUACAGUGGGAAAAAGCUGAAGACAAUGGGAGCCGACUUAUGUACUAUAUCCUUGAGAUCAGAAAAGGCAUUUCAAAUGAUUCACAGAACCAGAAUUUAAUGUGGAACGUGGUAUUUAAUGGAUCCUGCAGUAGUAUUUGCACAUGGAAGUCCAAAAACCUGAGAGGAACAUUUCAGUUCAGGGUAGUAGCUGCAAAUAAUCUGGGAUUUGGUGAAUACAGUGGAGUCAGUGAGAAUAUUACAUUAGUGGGAGAUGGCGUUUGGAUAUCAGAAACAAGUUUUAUGCUUACUAUUAUAAUUGGAAUAUUUCUGGUUGUUACAAUCCCAUUGACCUUUGUCUGGCACAGAGGAUUAAAGAAUCAAAAAACUCCCAAAGAAGGGCUGACAGUUCUCCUAAACGAAGAUAAAGAAUUGGCUGAGCUUCGAGGUCUGGCAGCUGGAGUAGGCCUGGCUAAUGCCUGCUAUGCGAUACAUACUCUUCCAACCCAAGAGGAGAUGGAAAAUCUUCCUGCCUUCCCUCGGGAAAAAUUGACUCUGCGUCUUUUGUUGGGAAGUGGGGCCUUUGGAGAAGUGUAUGAAGGGACAGCAGUGGACAUCUUAGGAGCUGGAAGUGGGGAAACCAAAGUAGCAGUGAAGACAUUGAAGAAGGGCUCUACAGACCAAGAGAAGAUUGAGUUCCUGAAGGAAGCACAUCUGAUGAGCAAGUUUCAUCAUCCCAACAUUCUGAAGCAGCUUGGAGUUUGUCUGCUGAAUGAACCGCAAUACAUUAUCCUGGAAUUGAUGGAAGGAGGAGACCUUCUUACCUAUUUACGUAAAGCCCGGAUGACCACGGAAGGAAAUGGGUUUCAUGGUCCUUUACUCACCUUGGUUGAUCUUGUAGACAUGUGUGUAGAUAUUUCAAAAGGCUGUGUCUACUUGGAGGAGAUGUACUUCAUUCACAGGGAUCUGGCAGCUCGGAAUUGCCUUGUCUCUGUGAAAGACUAUACCAGUUCAUCACGGAGAGUAAAGAUUGGGGACUUUGGACUCGCAAGGGACAUCUAUAAAAAUGAUUACUACAGAAAGAGAGGGGAAGGACUGCUGCCUGUUCGGUGGAUGGCUCCAGAAAGUUUGAUGGAUGGGAUCUUCACUACUCAAUCUGAUGUUUGGUCUUUCGGAAUUCUACUAUGGGAGAUUUUAACUCUUGGUCGUCAGCCUUACCCAGCUCAUUCCAACCUUGAUGUUUUAAACUAUGUGCAAACAGGAGGGAGACUGGAGACACCGAGAAAUUGUCCUGAUGAUCUAUGGAAUUUAAUGACUUAGUGUUGGGCUCAAGAACCUGACCAAAGACCUACUUUCCACAAAAUUCAAGACCAGCUUCAGUUAUUCAAAAAUUUUUCCUUAAAUACUAUUUCUCAAUGCAGAGAAGAAGCAAGCCCCAGUGGAGUCAUAAAUAAAGGUUUUGAAGAUCAUGGCAGCACAAUUUGUUUGAAUUCAGACGACAUUAUGUCAAUUGCACUAAUGGAAACCAAGAACCAAGAAGGGUUAAACUAUAUGGUACUUAUUCCAGAAUGCAGCCAAGGUGAAGAAAAUUCUGAGGGUCCACUAGGCUCCAAGGAAUCUGAUUCUUGUGGUCUGAGGGAAGAAGAGAAGGAACCACAUGCAGACAAAGAUAUCUGCCAAGAAAAACAAGUGGCUCACUGCCUUCCUGGCAAGCUUACAGGCCUGAACUAUGCCUGUCUCACUCACGGUGGAUAUGGAGAUGGGUUUGAUUAAUAGCUCUGUUUGGGAAAUGCAGAGUGGAGAUAAACACUCCCUUUAAGUAGUCACUGAAAGAAAACCUUAGUAGAAUGAUAGAUGUGUGGGGGUCUAUGACUCUGAAUUAACACAGCUUCCGAAUUCCUAAAUUCUUCUUUCUGAGAGCCAUUUGGUUUCAGUUGUGACAAUCCCCAUAACAACUGCCUGACCUUCGGCAGGGUUCUGAGGUGAACCGCUACACUUUUGGAAAGCUUAGCAAGCCUCAUGAAUCUGGAAGGGAAACUGCUCCCCCUCUCUCUUGAGGUCCCUAAGGCCAUUGCCCAUCCUUCAGUCUGGGCUGUAACAGAAGCAAUUUGGUCACAUACAGACAAAAUAGCUAUGUUCAGGGACCUGAAGGAGGGGCAUGAGAAGUAUGCUUAGGGGGCCUACUGAAUUACAAAUUAUUCCCGAAUUUAUAUACACAUAAAAGAAGAAGUGACUAAAUACAUAUACAGAAGAAACCAUCACCUAUGACAGGAGGAAUCAUUUGGAAAGCUAUUACUACAAUAAAAUAUUUAAUGACUACUUUAAAAUAUUUUGCAUUUUGGAAGCUUGGGACAGCGGCUUUAGUCAUAUGGAAAAUAAGACCAUGAAGAUCUCUAAAUUCUGAAGUUUAACAUUCCACAAUCUUUUGAGUUGUAUAAAAAUCACUUUGUGACUUGUGUGCUGUCAUGGAAAUUAGCUAAUAUAAAGAUUGUUUUCAUCUGCUAUAUCUAUUUUAUACACAAAAUACUUAAGAUUGUAUUUAGUAUCAAAUUACCCUUAAAAUUAAAUAAAAAUGAUUAUAUAAUGCUAAUCCAAGGUCUUAUUUUUUAGCCACUACAUGAAAUAAUAAAUAUAUAAAUGAGAACUAUUUUAAAAAUUCUUAAGAGAAACGCUUUGGUUUAAAGCCAGUCAUUUUUCCAGUUACCCAUUGAAAUCUGAAAUCCUCAACUGCUCUAACAUCAACACUAAUGAAGGCAUUUUGUGUGUUAUUCAGUUGCAGUAUUCAGGAUAUUUGCUAGAUAUAGAAGACACUUUGAUUAUAGCAAUUGCUGAAAACUGUGGAAGAGGAUCGUGUAUCCAUCUACAUAUUGGGUACUUUCGUUCAUUUUUAAAUUUGCCUGUUGCCUGAGAACUGUAGAGAUGAUUGGAUGUAUGGUGAGGAACACAGGGCAGUCAGUGUGUCAGUUCUGUGGUGAAUAGUCCCUGAGUACCUGUCCAGGGCUUGUAGCCAUUCUGUUAUAUCUGUCAUUUUGUUGAACGAGGCAGGAUAUUUUCUCUCUGAUCUUCUAACUUUCUAAUGGGCAUUUAUCAUUCUUUUUGGUAGCUCAGCUCAUGAUGCCCCUUCCCUGAUUGGGGAAUUCCUCCACCUUUCUCUUCUGGGUAGGAGCUAUGUUCCAUCUGCUUCCCCGAGAUCUCUUGCAGUAAGAACACAGGCAUGUGAUCCCCACCACUCAGACACACCCACCACAGGCUUCUAAUCAAGAGCUAAGGAAACAAACAGAGACCACAGUGAGUCUUCUCUGUUGAAGGUGGCAGCUGCAGUUGGUCUGGCUCCUGGCAUCCUGGAGCCUGCUGCCUGCACCAGCUGGAGUAGCAGACUGGACUGGUUCUGCUGGCAACUUGCAGCCAGUGCUUCCAGCCAGUGCUCCCAGCAACUCCAAAUCUCGUUUUCAAACUCUCGCAGGAAUUCUGUGAGCUACCUCCAUAUCCUUUUAAUAAAUGUUUUCUUUUAAAUCAGCCAAAGUAAGUUUCUUUUGCUGGAAAUCAGGACUUUAGCUCUGCCUGUGUCAUGGACAUUUAUUUUGGAAUACACAAAGGGAUCAUAAGUGUUUAAAGAAUUGGAUUUUUAGUAUUUACAUUUGUAUUACCAUUUGGACAGUAGAAAAAUAUAUAGAAUAUCUGAGGCAAACAGCCCAUAAAAAUAUGAUCUAGCUAUUAUACAUAUGUGCAAAUUAGUCUUUUUUAUAAUAACAUUGGUAGAAAUAUUUAAUGCAAAAUGAAGCAGACAGUGACUGAAAUCUCAUAGGUAAUAUUAUUAUAGAUAAGAGUAAUCGAUAAAAUACAAAUGACUGGUAUGGAAAACUAUGAGUUAAUUC